Cladocopium goreaui is the source of this 543-nucleotide messenger RNA. The record is from the annotation of a GenBank genome assembly. NCBI's taxonomy places the organism in Eukaryota, Dinophyceae, Suessiales, Symbiodiniaceae.
AUGCAGCGGACAGCUGUGAUUUUAAACCUCUGGGUCGUCUCAGCAAGCGUUGCGAAGUGUACAAGACCCUUUGCUAUGCCAGAUGCAAAUGGAAGGAAUACGAGCUGCAGAGUGUGUGGCAAAUGCGGAAAUCUGGAUGUCGAAGACGAUGAGGCCUGCAGCUUGAAGAAUUGCUCUUUGAGUCUGCACUGCGAGAACCACAGCUACGAUCAGUCCUUGAUGCUGGAGCCGAAAUUGUCAUUGUGCACCAACCCAGGGGAAGAUGAAGAUUGCGAGGACAUCAGCUUGAAUUCCACAGGUUCCGUCCCUUCGAUGCACUUCUGCAUGCGGAAACGCCAGAGUGAAUGUGUGGGUAUCAUUUUUAGAGCCAAUGUCUUCGGCAAGUGGUACCACACAAACUAUAUUGACUCUUGCACUCCUGUUGGUGCUCUGGAGAUGCAAGCCAGUCAAGUGGUGAUGCUGACGGUUUUAGCCACCAGUGCUGUCUACUUUGUGAAGCCUGGAUUUCUCUCUUCUUUGCCUUCACUGCUGGGCGUGCUCUAA